AUGUCUGCAGCAACCACGACCGACGCAGCGUCCCUGCCCCGUAGUCACCAUGAUGGUCAAUCAGAGCUGCCCAACAAGGCCCAGCCUUCUGGAAACUACAAAGGCUUUGUCGCUGGCGUCUUCAGCGGCAUUGCCAAAUUGACGGUUGGACACCCUUUCGACACGAUAAAAGUCAGGUUACAAACGUCAGAAAUGUCGCAAUUCAACGGACCACUGGACUGCUUGAUGCAGACACUGAAANAAGAAGGGCCGCAAGGAUUAUACAAGGGCGCGACUCCUCCGCUGGUUGGAUGGAUGUUCAUGGACAGCUUGAUGCUGGGCAGCUUGACCUUCUACCGGAAAUUGCUGAACGACCGCGUCUUUCAGCCUAUGCACGAGACUAGAGCUGCAGCUGGCGUGUACGCUAUCCCGUCGGACAAGACGCUACCGACGAUAGGACAUGCGAUUGCAGGAGUAAUGGCCGGAAGCACGGUAUCGUUCAUCGCUGCACCUGUCGAACACGUCAAAGCGCGUCUGCAAGUGCAGUAUUCAGCCGACAAGUCGAAACGUCUCUACUCUGGACCCAUCGACUGUUCACGUCAGAUCUUCCGCCAACAUGGAUUGCGAGGGUUGUAUCAUGGACUUGGAGCGACACUGAUAUUCCGUACCUUCUUUUUCUUCUGGUGGGGUUCAUACGACUUGUUUACGAGAUGGUUCAAGAAGAAUACUGCAAUGUCGACCCCAGCCAUUAACUUCUGGGCAGGAGGACUUUCGGCGCAGGUGUUCUGGUUGACAAGUUACCCUUCGGAUGUCAUCAAGCAGCGCAUCAUGACGGAUGAUUUGGCGAAAAGAAAGUUCCCUCGCUGGCGAGAUGCUGCGAGAGCUGUGGGCAGAGAGAAUGGAUGGCGGGGCUACUGGAGGGGCUUUGUCCCGUGCUUCUUGAGAGCAUUCCCUGCGAAUGCAAUGGCGCUGGUGGCAUUUGAAGGUGUCAUGAGGAUGCUCUGA
Messenger RNA from Aureobasidium uvarum, 984 nucleotides. NCBI's taxonomy places the organism in Eukaryota, Fungi, Ascomycota, Dothideomycetes, Dothideales, Saccotheciaceae. The record is from the annotation of a GenBank genome assembly.